Ochotona princeps (American pika) is the source of this 1980-nucleotide messenger RNA. RefSeq names its product vanin 1 (gene VNN1). The record is from RefSeq and is a predicted model, not a curated record. Gene Ontology annotation, molecular function: hydrolase activity, acting on carbon-nitrogen (but not peptide) bonds, in linear amides. Bases 95 to 1636 code for a protein of 513 amino acids. The transcript is spliced from 9 exons. NCBI's taxonomy places the organism in Eukaryota, Metazoa, Chordata, Mammalia, Lagomorpha, Ochotonidae.
CAGAUGUUACCCUUUUCAUCCCGGCUGUGAUACUGUGUAAGAGACUUGCUCAGCUAGCACAGGCUCUGUUCUCCAGCAGUGGUUGGACUUCAGCAUGAUUACUCCUCAGCUGCUGGCUUGCGGGGCGGUUUUGCUUCUCUGUGUCUUGAAAGCCAGCUCCCGGGAUACUUUCCUUGCAGCCGUUUAUGAGCAUGCGGUGAUUCUGCCCAGUACCACCCUAGAGCCGGUGUCUCGUGAAGAGGCACUAAGGUCGAUGAAUCGGAAUCUGGAUGUUAUGGAAACAGCGAUUGCUUCAGCAGCAAAGCAGGGUGCACAUAUUAUUGUGACUCCAGAAGAUGGUAUCUAUGGUUGGAAUUUUAAUAGGGCAACUCUCUACCCAUAUUUGGAGGACAUCCCAGACCCUCAAGUAAACUGGAUCCCUUGUAAUAAUCCUAACAGAUUUGGCCAUACUCCAGUGCAAGAAAGACUCAGCUGUCUGGCCAAGGACAACUUUAUCUAUGUUGUGGCAAAUAUUGGAGAUAAGAAGCAAUGCAAUGCCAGUGACCCUCAGUGUCCUCCUGAUGGCUGGUACCAAUACAACACGAAUGUGGUGUUUGAUUCUCAGGGAAAACUCAUAGCACGCUACCAUAAGCAAAAUCUUUUUAUGGGUGAAGAACAGUUCAAUGUUCCCAAGGAGCCCGAAGUUGUGACCUUCGACACCACUUUUGGAAAGUUUGGGAUUUUCACAUGCUUCGAUAUACUCUUCCAUGAUCCUGCUGUCACCCUGGUGAAAGAUCUCCACGUGGACACCAUACUGUUUCCAACAGCUUGGAUGAAUGUUUUGCCACAUUUAUCAGCUAUUGAAUUCCAUUCAGCUUGGGCUAUGGGCAUGGGGGUUAAUUUUCUCGCAGCCAAUACACAUUACCCUUCAAAGAAUAUGACAGGAAGUGGCAUCUAUGCACCUGAUUCUCCCAGAGCAUUCCAUUAUGACAUGAAGACAGAAGAGGGAAAACUCCUGCUUGCUGAACUGGAGUCCCAUCCACAACCCUCUGCAGUGAAUUGGGCUUCUCAUGCCAGCAACCAAAAGCCACUGUCAACGGAAAGCCAAGAAUUUAAGGGCACUAUCUUUUUCGAUGAAUUCACCUUUGUGGAGCUCACAGAAGCCACAGGAAAUCACACAGUCUGUCAGAAAGAUCUCUGUUGCCAUCUAAGCUACAAGAUGUCUGAGAAGAGAUCAGAUGAAGUUUAUGCCCUUGGGGCAUUUGAUGGUCUGCACACUGUUGAAGGAAGCUAUCAUCUACAGAUCUGUACCCUGCUGAAGUGUAAAAGGACAGACUUACGCACUUGUGGACACUCAGUUGAAACAGCUUCCACCAGGUUUGAUAUGUUCUCCCUUAGUGGCACUUUUGGAACCCAGUACGUCUUCCCUGAGGUGUUGCUGAGCGAUAUUAAGCUUGCACCUGGGGAAUUCCAGGUGUCAAGUGAUGGACGUUUAAUGAGCUUGAAGCCGACAUCCGGACCUGUCUUAACAGUAACUCUAUUUGGAAGGUUGUAUGAGAAGGAUCAGGCAUUAAAUGCUUCCUCAGACUUCACGGCACAAACACUGAGAAUCCUUGUUGCUGUUUUGGCAUGUAUUCUGUGCUCACUAUACUGGUAGAAUAUUCAUAUUUCCUUUAUUUUCCUUGGGACAAUUUAAGAAGUGGUGGAUGAGAAAAUGAUUGAUCUGGGAUUUUGCUAAUAGUGGUGUCUGAAAAAUGUGAAUUAUAAAUAUACAUUUGUGUUUAGAAGAACACAUACUAAUAUAUGUAUUAAUCUAAAAGCAACUUGAGCGUUGUUCUUUCCUGGAACUGGACUGUUUGCAUGGAAUAAGAAUCACAAUUCUUUUAUGCAGAAGAAAUAAAAAUCACAUCAAAUCUAUCCUAAAAUGCACUGAAGUCUGAAAUCCUUACCUCUUCUAUUAUAACACGUAUCUCUUAGGACAUUAUGCUUAAGCUUUCUAAU